AGAGAAGGACAAGUCCCUCUGAGUCUGUUUGGCCGGGGCCUUGGGUUCUUCAAAGCUCACACUUUCUUGUUCCACGCGUCCCAAGAUUUUGUAGACACAUUAUAAAGGACAAUUCUUCACCGUCCUCAACCUUGGUGCUGAAGCUACAAUUUUCCUGCCGUGUAUGAGUGUGUGCUCGGUAGCUAUGAUAUGCCAUUUUCUUGAGACUCGAGGUGUUCUUUUGCUGUGUAGCUGUUGUACUCCACCACUAGCCAGUGCUUAAUCUUUGGUUUGAAGAUACAGUUGUUUGUCUAGAGGCAGAGGUGCAAGAACUGAAAAAAGAAACGAUUUUUAAUUCAGAAAUGUUGAAGAUGGGGUGGCUUGUCUUCAACCUCUUCCUUCUCUGUUUUCUGGGUCUUACUGGUGCAGGUCAAGAAACUAUUCAACUCCUUAACCUCUGUGAUGCAUCUCCUGAGGUUCUUCAAGCAAUGUCUCAGUCAGGUCAUCCCCUAGCGGUGUCCGUGAGUGCUGAAGACCUCAAUGGGGUUUCUAGCAGUGUUUUAAUGGCUGAGAGUUGGCUUAGGACCCAUGUUCUAGCUCACUUUCCUGCCACUAAUAUCACCACCAUUGUUGUGGGUAACGCUCUUUUAUGCCAAAAUGUCCGAGAUCGUAACUGGGGUAUGGUUCUACCAUCUCUUAAGAAUAUCUAUUACUCCCUUACUGGGUGGGGUUUGGAUAGAGAGAUCAAAGUUUCUGCUGCCUUUUCUUCUAACUGUUUUGAGUCGGAUUCUGCACUUUCCGCUCAUGAUUUGGCUGAGAAAGUUACCAAGCCCCUGAUACAGUUUCUCUAUAGUAUAAACUCCACUUACUCUAUAAAACUGCCUCCAAAUAUCUCUCCUUCAUCAGUUGAAACUGUGAGGUUGGUGUCUUCUAGCUCAGAAUUACUACAAAAUCUUGGAUCUGUUGUCCUUAACAAAAUCAAUGUGAUGGUUACUGACCCAAAACAGGAUGUACCCAAGAACAGGAAACUCUCAACCAUUGAAUCCAAGAUUGUGAACUCAUACCCUGCAAUACCAUCAUUACCAGAAUCGUCACAACCCCCACUCCACUCCUCAGUUGGAUCCUCUGUCCCUUCCAAUGUAGCCAAGAAUCCUCAUCCCCCAUUGUCCUUCCCUCGUGCCUCUCCACCACCGCUAUCCUACCCUCUUUCUGCUCCGGCCCCAAUGGACUUCCCUUUUGCUCCGGAACAGCCUCCCCUCACUGGUCCAUCCACAGCACCAUAUGGUUACUCAUUGCCUCCCUGUAAUCCAGCCAACACAAUAUCACCAGCACCAAUGGCAGGGAUUGUGCAGGAGCUCUGGUGUGUGGCUAAACCUAGUGUUCCCGCAGAGACAUUGCAGGAGGCAAUGGACUACGCUUGUGGUGAUGGUGGUGCUGAUUGUACAGGGAUUAUGCCUCAUGGUAGCUGUUUCUAUCCUGAUACUGUUGUUGCUCAUGCUUCUUACGCUUUCAACAGCUACUUUCAGAAGACUAAGAGAAAUGGGGGUACUUGCGACUUUGGAGGGACUGCCAUGCUCAUCACUUCUAACCCAAGUUUUCUUCACUGCCGCUUUAUUCUCAGCUAGGCACAGCAAUGGAAGUUGAGUUUGUUUUGGUAUAACUAGGAAAGGUAGGGUAUGAUUGUAAGAUGAAUUUAUCUACGUAACACACCUUAAUACGAGUGAUUAACCUAGCAGAUGGCGAGUAGGAAAUGGUUCCUGAGGAAAUUUUGCUGUGUUUCUUUCAGGGGCACAAAGUGGAAUUGCUCUUUUGAUUUGUAUGCUAGUGCUUUAGAUGAGAUAAAAUCCUGUUACUUCAAUCUAAUAGACAUUACUUCUGUAUUUUGAUCGUUUUCUGCCCAUUAUUUUUGUCCACUUUCGUAUGUCCAGUCCUGUCACUGGUGGCUGCUAAUAAAAAUGGUCCAAGUGCUUGCUGUUUAGCUCGUGAA
Hevea brasiliensis (rubber tree) is the source of this 1966-nucleotide messenger RNA. Its product is annotated as glucan endo-1,3-beta-glucosidase 12. The transcript is spliced from 4 exons. Bases 342 to 1604 code for a protein of 420 amino acids. Gene Ontology annotation, molecular function: hydrolase activity, hydrolyzing O-glycosyl compounds. The record is from RefSeq and is a predicted model, not a curated record. Gene Ontology annotation, biological process: carbohydrate metabolic process. Lineage: Eukaryota; Viridiplantae; Streptophyta; Magnoliopsida; Malpighiales; Euphorbiaceae.